This is a messenger RNA of Cuculus canorus (common cuckoo), 6788 nucleotides long. RefSeq names its product alpha-fetoprotein. Gene Ontology annotation, biological process: transport. Gene Ontology annotation, cellular component: blood microparticle; cytoplasm. Bases 3585 to 5432 code for a protein of 615 amino acids. NCBI's taxonomy places the organism in Eukaryota, Metazoa, Chordata, Aves, Cuculiformes, Cuculidae. The transcript has 14 exons. The record is from RefSeq and is a predicted model, not a curated record.
UUUGUGGUGUCCAGCUGGGUCACAGUCUGCCCACGGUGGGAUUAGGAACAUGGAUAAAAGUAGGAGGGCUUUGCCUAGGGAGUUAAAGGGAGGCUAGUUCAAAGGAUUUUAGCUUGAGGAAUGUCUCCCUUUCCAGAUGUCGUAGGGCCAUCUUACACUCUCCUAAUUAGCUGGCGUAUAGGCUUUGCUUCCCAACAAAGGGCAUAUUGUGUUGGUAACAAACAUGUACGCAGCAGCCUCUACAAAACAUCUCUCGUGUAAACCUUUCACUCCCAACGCGGGGCUGCAGACCCCUCUCCCACUACCCAGUAACCACCCAGGAUCACUUCUUUCCUCCCUCUUCAGAGGUGAUAAAUAUGUCAGCCUUAAACCUCCAGCAGGACAUCCACUGCCCUGAACACGGGAAGUGGAAGAGCCUCUCCUGGAAACCAUCCUCACCUAAGGCAGAGCGAGGUUAUAUCCAGUGAAACCGUUUCAUUAUUGCAUGAACGAGAGUGUCACACAGAACAAAAGCAGACACUCGCUUCUCUUGAUGAAACUGUUCUGACAGCAGCACCAGUCCUUGAAUGAGACUGGAGAGGAGUCAGUUCUCUACACCCAGCAUAACUAUCUGUUCUCUCUCCUUGUUUACUAUCAGAAAUGACUGCUAAAAGGGAGAUUCGCCUCAAGAUGAGCAAUAGCUUCUGGAGUUAUUAGGAUAUUUUUGUCUGCUUUGUAGGAGAAGUGUAUUUUGCUGUUGUCGUGGUCCUGGAGUUAAAUGGAAGGGGAGGAGUAGGGCAAAUCUGAGUAGCAAAACUCACAGGGUGCAACUUGGUCCUCAUGUCACAGACGUGACCAAACAGCCUUUUACAGGCAAGCUCAGAAAGACAAAAGCAUAAGGCUGUCAGCUGUGUGGAGGAAGUGGGAACAGCGUCACGGAGCUCCACUGUGGCCGGCGGCCGUGUCGGGGUGGCUGCUUCUUCCUCUUAUGCUCCUUGCUUAACCAUGUGCCUCAGAGACAGGCACAGCUCCGUGCAACUGGAGCUGGCAGAACAGGGUGAAGCCUGGAUUUUUUCUUAGGAGCUCAGGAGGAAUUCUCUCAAGAACAGGUCACCCAGGGGUCCUUCACUGUGUAUAGAAAGCAGUUGCCUCUGUUUGGGCAGUAAAGUGACCUUUCAUGUCCCUGACUUCAAGAAAGCGUGGGGGCUCUGUGCCCCUGCUACCCACAUGGUGUCCCCCAGCCCGCGGGCAUCCAGAGAGCAGCUGCCCUGUCGGCGUCACAGCCAGAGCGGAGAGGAAAAGACAGGGCAUGAAGGGAAAGAGCAGUCACAGUGCAAGACAGGUUGAGAAUUUCAUGUGAAUUUAUCUUGAAGAGGACCAUAGACUCUGAAGCUAAUGAGAGUAUCAUGUAUGUGAGGGUUUAAUCUCUUGGUUUGUUAACAGCCUUAGUUCCUUCUCUUUGUCUUUGUACCAGAACCAGAGAAGCUGAGGACAAGAUCUGCAGAGCAAAGAAAAAUAAAGUUACCCUCUGUGCUGGCACACCAAGAGACCUCCUCUACGAGCACCCGCACAGGCGCAUCCUCCCGGGACACCCGUCAGCUGAUGGCCGAUGGUGGGACCUGGUGCACUUUCACCCCCGUGCCCCUCUGACAGAGCACGCAGCCAUGUGCCCCUGCCAGCCCAGACACAAGCCGGAGAGAGAGGAGCCCUGCCACAAAAGCCAGGAGGAAAGCGGGUUUCGUUCCCAGCCAGGUGACUCAGAGGAGCUGAAGGACUGAGAACUUGGUUCCCAGCUCAGGGCAGCACAUAGGUGUGCGUGGCGUGGGCGUGCUCCCACCUGUGCCGCAGCUGGGCUCCUGUGCUGGCACGCUUACACACCCGCAGGAAAAAAUGCUCCCCGAGACAACGGCUCAAGGGAAAAAGGUCAAUUCCUUCUCACUGCUUGGGAAGAAACUGAGCUCUUCCAGGUGCGUGAACUUCCUAAGACAAGAAUGCUAUCUCCAGGUCUAAAGAAAGGGUGUAACUGAAUGCUUUGAAUCUGUUACUUAGAAUCAUUAAGGCUGGAAAAGACUGCUGGGAUCAUCAGGUGCACUUCAGCUACCAGAAAACACUGCUGUUGGCUUUCUGAUAAAAGAAUUAAAGUAUUGAUAAAACCACAACAAAAGUGACAAAGGGAUUCACAAAUUCUGCUCUCAUUAAGAUCAGAAAGGAAAUAGCUGAGCUCUGGGGACGUACACUUGCUCUUUGUUGGUCUGGUUUGAUAAGCAGUGACUGCAGUCUAUCAGGAACAGAGAUCAGCCUAAGGCAGAGCCCUUCCUCUGAAACCCAGUGAACACCACCAUCAGAAACCGCCCCCCCAGCAGGAGCAGACUCACCUCUCUGCUAUGGAACCCCGAGCCAAGGAGCUCCCCGAGAGCUGCUGCCGGGCAUUUCAGGAGCUGCUGGCAUCCCCCGCUAACCAUCCCCAGCUGUGGGCCGCUCACAGCUCUGCCCCCGGGGGCAAUCGCCUGCUCCUAGCUCUGAUUUGUCCUUGCAGACCCUUUCUCAGAAGUUCUGGACACAGUUGGGUCCUCCAUAGGUGUAAAACCCAAUAGGCCACCAUGGUUUCCGUACUGUGAAGGACACUGGGAACUCUCAACAAGGACAUAAGCUCUUGGGUGGGCUUCAUCUCUAGUAUUUGCCCCCUUCUUUCUUUCCAGUUCAACUCUACACAUACAUUUCUAUCCUGUGAAGGGGGGGUGUUCCCAGCAAACAGGCGGAGCGCCAUCCAAGUACAUUCAAAGGAGAGCAAAAAGCAGUUCACCACCGUGCUGAGCUUGGAAAAGGGCAGUGGGGCAUUAAAGGGUUUUAAAUGCAGCAGCCAACUGCAGCUUCCAGGAAUGCUUAGGACAACACGUUACAGGUGCAUCAUCUUCGAAACGCACUCUUUUAGGCCAAAGAUGUCUCUGACGUCGCUAUCACACUGAUGGGAGCAGCACAUCAUUUUCAAGUCAGUAAAAUAACUGCAUUAACCACUGUUUUUCUCCGCAUCCCACCGUUUUGGAGUGGAUUUUGUUUCACGAUUUGCAGCUAUUUGAGUUAAUGCUGCAAAAAAUAGUGACUCCUUCGUUCAGCCUCUUCACCAGGACCCCCCGGGAGGUGGGAGCGAGCGUUGUUCCCCACAGAGGGGCACAGACAGCAGGUUAACAGCUAACGGGGGGCUGUCAGUCACCAGCCUGGUGGGAAGGCAUCUUCUGCACAGCAACCACCUUUGAACAAAUCUGUGAGUGGCUGAGCUCAUUGCACACAAUAAACAGCUCGGGAGUGUUUAAACUUCUUGUUUGAAGUGCGAUAAGUUAAAAAUUUGUCUAAAUUUCGGGGGAAAGAAGAAUCUUCAAGGUCCUUCCAUUGCAAGAGGCUGCUCAGUGUCAUCCUGAGCAAAUAACAGCACGCCUCGUUACUGUUGGGACUAUCCCAAAAGGGCCAGUGGUCCGUGUGACAGUAAAAAGGGAUUGGUUAAUGAGAGACCGCUUGGGCGAGUAUAAAAGUAACUCUUUCCCCUGAAUUCUUCCUGCUUUUCACAGCUGAAUGCGGCUCACCCUGGGCCCCCGCUGGAAUCCAGCAGGAUGAGUGGCAGAGCAGUCGUUUACGUUGGUUUCUUGGUGAGCCUUGGUGCAGUCGGAGCCCUGCCGAGGAGCUACCAGCACCCGGAGGAAAAAAACAGCCUUGGCCAACACUUUUCCCAGCUGCAGGAGAGAAAUUUCAAAGCCAUUGCCAUGAUCAUGUUCGCGCAGUACGUGCAAGGAGGGACGGUCGGCAGAGCAGCCGAAAUGGCUGAGGCUGUCACAGCACUUGCCAAGCGCUGCGCUGCUGCAGCCGGAGCCACCCCCGAGUGCCUGAAGCCUCUGGACAAGAUUUUCCUCGACACAAUAUGCCAGGAGGAAAGUCUCCCCAGAUUUACUGACUGCUGUGCUAAAAAGGAUCCUGAAAGAAAUGACUGCUUCCUCACCCUUAAAAAUUCAUCCAGAGCAUUCGUUUCUCCUUUUGAAAGGCCGAACGCUGAAGCGGCCUGCAGAAACUACUCACAGCACCACCAACCAUUAACGGGAGACUUUAUCUAUGAGGUCUCCAGAAGUCACCCCUUCCUCUAUGCCCCAACAAUCCUUUCUGUCGCUCUCCGGUACGAAGAGAUGCUGAAGGACUGCUGUGGAAGUGUGGAAGAGCCCGCUCCGAACCUGGAGGAAUGCUUCCAGAGACAGGCACCAAAGGUGGUGAAGCCCAUGAAAGAGGACGGGCUGCGGCAGGAACACACCUGUGCGAUCCUGAAUAAGUUUGGAGAAAGAACACUAAAGGCUCUGAAACUCACUCAGAUAAGCCAAAAGUUCCCCAAAGCUGACUUUGUUACCGUUACCAAACUCGUGACGGAUAUUGCCAACAUGCACAAGGGCUGCUGCCGCGGGGACACACUGGACUGCAUGCACAAGAGGGAGGAGAUCCUACACUACGUCUGCAGCCACCAAGGCAUUCUGUCCAGGGAGAUGAAGAAGUGCUGUGAAAAACCCCUCUUACAGAGAAUCGAAUGCCUUGUUAGCACAGUAAAUGACGAUCAACCUGCAGAGCUGUCCCGUCACAUCAGGGAAUUUAUAGAAGACAAAGGAAUAUGUGAGCAUUUUGCCCAGGAAAAGGACACACACCUCGCCAGGUUCCUGUACGAAUACUCCCGGAGACACCCUGACUUUUCCGCUCAGAUGCUUUUACGUAUUGGGAAAGGAUACGAGGAGCUACUGACCGAGUGCUGCCAGCCCGGCGCUCCGGACGACUGCAGCAGCAGAGGGGAGGAAGACCUGAAGAAACACAUUUAUGAAACGGAGAGUGUCAUUAAGACAAGCUGUGACGCUUACAAGGAGAAAGGCGAUUACUAUUUCCAAAACGAGCUUCUCGUGAGCUUCACCAAGAAGAUGCCCCAGCUGAUGACAGCGGAGCUGAUCAAAUUCACCAAGCAAAUGACUGCCAUCGGCUCCAAGUGCUGCCGGUUAAGCCGGGACAAGCUGCUGCCUUGUGCCGAGGAGAAUUUAGAUCUGGUGCUCGGAGAAAUCUGCAGGAGGCACAUGGCUGACCCUAUAAACCCAGGAGUUUGCCACUGCUGCAGUGCUUCCUACGCUUUCCGAAGGCCCUGUGUGGGGAAACUGGAACUGGAUGAGAGUUACGUGCCCUUGCCCUUGACUCCCGGUCUCUUUGAUUUCCAUAAGGACUUGUGCACGCGUGAAGAGGAGCAGUUACAACACAAGAAGCAGGAGAUGCUUGUCAACCUCAUCAAGUACAAGCCCCGCAUCACCCAGGAGCAGCUGAGCUCCAUCACGGCCACCUUUGCUGCCAUGAGGGAACAGUGCUGCCAAGCAGGAGACCCCGAGGCGUGUUUUGCCAGAGAGGGUCCAGAACUUAUAAAGAGAAGUGAGAAGAUGCUGUCAGCAUGAAGAGCGGACACAGCCCCCGGGAAGACGUUGGCUGAGUGCUGUUCAGUCACACAAACUGAGCAGCGAGCGCCUCUUCUCUAAGUGUUCACCGGGUAUAAACAGAGACAUAUGAUUUAUCACAGUAGAGACAACUGACUUUCCUGACAACUCUAACACAGCCGUGGUUGUUUCCACCCGCCACGUCCUGCUGCUGCGGCCAAAGUAAAAGAAUAAACCAGCAAAUUCCCACAAAAUCCACUGAGCUGUGGCUCCACAAAUCCCAUCUGCUCUCAGAGCUCAGCUUACCUGGAAAUUAAACAUGUGAUCAAUGUUAUCAAUGUUCUUCACAUGGGGAGAAACCUGUAGCAAACUUCAUGCCUGGCUCUCAUUGCUUUGAUUCCAAACGAUCAAGGGUACGUGAACUAUAAACCAAACAAAUCACUUAGAGCCCAUUUAAGCCCAGAGAAAGGGCAUCACCUUAAAGGGAUCCACCGAGAGAAUCAGUAAAUGGGUGGAAAUUUAGGAUUUAGAUUGGCUACGGCCUCAUGGAACAUAACCUUCCUUAUGCCAAACAGUCACUGGCACAUAAAGAGAAAGGUGGUUUAAUCCUUAAGCUAUGGAACAUAAACACCAAUAAGAUCUAAUUAAGGAAAUCUGCCUGUAGCCACUUCAAAUUAUUUUUCUAUCACUAAAUCAUUAUUUUUGCACUUACACACACACACACACACGUCCUUGAAACUCGGCCCGUUCAGUCAUCAGUACAGUGCUUGAGGGCAGUUGUAAAGUUGCCUUUAAGCACAGAAAGAUUCCCUGGGGCAUCCUAAAAAAGGAAAAAGAGCACAACUUGGAGACAACUGACCAGUAGGCUGUGGCACAAGCAGCCAGCAGGGGAACGGUCAGGGAACGCACCAGGAGGGACCAGACUGACAGCCCCCCUGGGAUCACACCCCCACGGCUCUCAGGUUUUACUUUCUCUUUACAUUAAAAAAAAUCCCAAGGUACAGUAAAAAAAAUCCCAUCAAAGCCAGUACUGACAGAAAUGUUUUUCCUGGAAGCCUCUGGCUGGAAGGAAGAGACACUCAGCUAUGAGGUUCCCUGGUGGAUGGCAAUAGAAAUUAUUAAUAAAGAAACAGACCAAACAAACAUCUCAAAUGACAAACCCAGCUGAAAGCCGCACCAGCAGAGAGAAGGGUUCAGGUCAGACACUGACCAAAGCAGGACCUGCACAAACCACUCGGCAUCGUUCAUUAGAGGUGUAAGUAACGAGCAGGGAAACCACUCGUUAGGUUUGUGGCUGAGAAAGAUGGAGACACUGCUCCAAACCCCUCUGUAACAUUCAAAAUGUCAAAUUGUUAUAGGAAAUUAAAGAAAGAACAU